Hibiscus syriacus is the source of this 1785-nucleotide messenger RNA. Its product is annotated as protein DETOXIFICATION 46, chloroplastic-like. Gene Ontology annotation, biological process: transmembrane transport. Gene Ontology annotation, cellular component: membrane. The record is from RefSeq and is a predicted model, not a curated record. Lineage: Eukaryota; Viridiplantae; Streptophyta; Magnoliopsida; Malvales; Malvaceae. Gene Ontology annotation, molecular function: antiporter activity; xenobiotic transmembrane transporter activity.
UCGAAGGCCAAAAUAUCAGUGGUUUUCCCUGCUUCAAGUAUGAUAACCAGGACGACACUUACUCGAGCUCCUUUCGUUCCCAUCCAAAACCCUAAAUCCAAUCCCUUUACUUCAAUCCAUUUCCCUAAAAGACCCAAUUUCUCAACCCUUCCUUUUCACCGAUCCUUUUUACAUUCUUCUUCACUCAAUUUCACACCCACAAAUCAAAGCCGUUACUGCAUUAGCCCCAGCCAGGAACUGAACUAUGAAAGCAAUGAAGAUUUGAUCGAAGAAAACAAUGAAGAAGAACAAGAAGAGGAAAUAAGCCGGAAAAUUAAGGCAGAGGAAUUAGCAAACCAGAGCAUAUGGAAUCAGAUGAAAGAGAUUGUGAUGUUCACUGGUCCAGCUACUGGACUUUGGCUUUGUGGGCCUUUGAUGAGUCUUAUCGAUACUGCGGUUAUUGGUCAGGGAAGCUCGGUCGAGCUCGCCGCUUUAGGUCCUGCAACGGUUGUUUGUGAUUAUAUAGGCUAUGUUUUUAUGUUCCUUUCAAUUGCUACUUCCAAUAUGGUGGCCACUUCGCUUGCUAGACGGGGUAAGGAUGAAGUUCAGCAUCAGAUAUCUAUCAUGCUUUUUAUUGGGUUGUGUUGUGGCUUAUUGAUGCUUUUCUUGACAAUGUUCUUUGGUUCGUGGGCGUUGGAAGCUUUUUCUGGGCCAAACAAUGCACAUCUUGUUCCUGCUGGAAACACUUAUGUUCAGAUUAGAGGUUUAGCAUGGCCAGCAAUUCUAGUUGGAUGGGUGGCGCAAAGUGCCAGCCUUGGCAUGAAAGAUUCCUGGGGACCAUUGAAAGCUUUGGCUGUUUCCAGUGCCAUAAAUGGCAUUGGUGAUGUUGUUCUCUGCAUAUUUCUAGGCUAUGGUAUUGCUGGGGCAGCAUGGGCAACAAUGGUUUCACAGGUUGUUGCAGCUUAUAUGAUGAUUGAAGCUCUAAACAAGAAAGGAUAUGAUGCAUUUUCCAUCUCCGUUCCAUCAUUUAAUGAGCUGCUGAGUAUUCUAGCUAUUGCUGGUCCAGUAUUUGUAACUUUGAUGUCAAAGAUAGUUUUCUACUCUCUCCUUAUAUAUUUCGCCACAUCCAUGGGAACACACACUGUUGCUGCUCAUCAGGUCAUGCUUCAAAUAUGUGGCAUGUGCACUGUUUGGGGUGAGCCUCUAUCUCAAACCUCACAGUCAUUUAUGCCCGGGUUAUAUGGAGUCAAUCGAAAUCUGCCAAAGGCUAGAAUGCUGCUAAAAUCGCUUGUCACUAUUGGCGCUUCACUUGGACUGGUAUUAGGGAUUAUUGGGACGGCAGUUCCUUGGUUUUUGCCCAAUAUAUUUACACAUGAUAUAAAGGUCAUAGAAGAGAUGCACAAGGUGCUGUUGCCGUACUUUCUUGCAUUAGCUAUCACCCCAAGCACUCACAGCCUUGAAGGCACUUUGCUGGCUGGACGAGAACUUAGAUAUUUUAGCUUCUCAAUGUGUGGAUGUGUUGCUUUCGGAGUGCUUAUAGCGCAGCUUUUGAGUGCUGGAAAGUUUGGCUUGGCAGGCUGCUGGUUUGCUCUCGUGGGGUUUCAGUGGGCUCGAUUCUCUCUCGCCCUUCAACGUCUUCUUUCUCCAAACGGCAUACUCUACUCCGAAGAUGUGGCUCGAUUUGAAGCGAAGAAGAUGAGAUCAUCUUAGUUUCGGAAACCAUGGACUGCGUACGCCAUUUACUGCAAUCACAUGCCAUACAUAUUUCUCCGUAUAUCAUUGAUCUGCUGCUAGCAAAUAUUCCUU